UCUUCAGUGCUGUCACAUGAAAAGAUAUAAUCAAAUAUUUACAAAAAUGUGAGGGGUGUACUCACUUUUGUGAGAUACUGUACAUACAGUAUAGACACACAAACACUGGGGAAUUCCUGCCCACUUCUAAGAGAAAACCAUUAUAGUUGACAAAGAUUGAAGUCCUCUCUCUCUCUCUCUCUCUCUCUCUCUCUCUCUCUGUCUUUCCCUCACUUUCUGAUUACUUUCUGAUUCAGCGAUCUCUCUGUCUCUCUCUCUCUCUCUCACUCUCACUCUCUCUCUCUCUCUAACCCCUCCUAUCCACAGCUGUCUUAUUCUCAGUGUUAAUGCCUCUCACAGGUGAGUUCCUCUCUCUCUCUCUCUCUCUCUCUCUCUCUCUCUCUCACACACACACACAAGAUAGACUGAGAGAGAGAGAGUGGUGAGGAAACACCUCCUUCUGCUCUUAGUUGUCUAAAUGUCUCUCAGACGUAAUGGAACUCGGUGCUGAAACUCUGUUCUAUCACAGGGUUCUCCUGACUGGAUAUUUUUUAUGCUACACAUUAAGAAUCGUAACCUCUGAUAUGGAGUUCUUCACUAAGGAAUGCACAUUUUCUCCUCUACAUGGACAUUUUGUAUCUGUAUUGUUCUUCUGAAUGUUCCUGAAAUCUGUGGAUGCCACUGAAUUUUUCUGAAGAUAUGGUACCUUGUCUCAUGUAGAGUUUCUCCUGGAUGUUCGAAAUUUCUGAAGAUUUCCCAAGAUCCUCGAUGAUUCUGAAAUCUAUAGGUUCUCUUGGAUAAUUAAUUAGUGUGAAAGUUCUCUUGGAUUAUGACACAAGAACCACAAUGCUCAUAAAUUUUUAGGAAAUCUGAACAUGAUAUGUUCCUGGAUGUUCCUCAAAUGUGAAGGCAUAUAUGCUUCAGAAAUAAUAAUGAUCAUUUAGAUCAUUUAAGAUAUAAAGCCUCAGCUGGAUGUAUUUAGCACUCUGGUAAUUAAUCCAGAAUAUUGAUUAAAUCUCAAGAGAACGCUGGACGUAAAUGAAAUCUGAAAACUCAACCGUAAAAAAGUCCUCCAGAUGUUUCUGAAGUGUGGAAGAUCUUGUCUUGGAGAAGCUCCACUGUAGUGCAGUGGGCUGUUAUGAGGAGACUCAAAGAGGAGUUUAAGACUUGACCUGACUGAUUGCGUAUGAACGCAGCUCUGAUGCUGCUGAAGUUUGUCAUCCUUCUCUGCUGUUUCAUCAGCAGCUGGUCAGCGCCAUGGAGACCAUGCACAGAUCUGUUACCACUGGACCUGCUGCAUCGUGUCCUUCCUGUUGUAGGCAGUCACCAGACUCGGGUCCGGAUGGUUCAGUCUCAGGGUUCAAGAGGACUGAAGCUCUCUGGACCUCCACAGUCUCUGAGUUUCCCAUCAUCACAGAUCUUCACCAACUGCAACUUCUUCCCUGCUGAGUUCUCCAUCGUGGUCACACUGAAGAUCCCCAAACUAAAUCCUAAUAAAGAUGAGUACAUAUUCACUCUUUUGGAUGGAGAUUCGGAUGAGCUGCUUGUUGGUCUUCGUCUCGCUCAUGAUAAAGUGCACUUCCUGAGGCGGAUAGAUGAGAGGACGGAGCGUGUGACCUUCAGACAGGUGAACAUGGCGGAUGGACACUGGCAUACAAUGGUGCUUGCACUCAGUGGCCACUAUGCUGUACUCACUCUGGACUGUGGCAUCCCAGUCGAGCUGCAGCUGGAGAAGCCAUUUCCUGAGCAGUUGUACACAGGUGGCUCCACAUUCUUCAUUGGGAGCAGGAGGAGAUGGAGUGGCCUGUUCUCUGGUUUGAUUAGACAGCUCGUCCUCAUGCCUGGAUCAGAUGCGUCCUCUCAUCUGUGUCCCUCGUCUGAUCCCACAAUGUCUAUUCUGUCAGUCCCUCAGAUUCUCUUACACCUGCCAGGCAAACCUCCAACCAAUCAGCUUCCACUUUACCCCUAUGAGGCGGAGUUGCGUGUUACUCAGCGUGUUCCUCCGGUGUGUGUCAGUGCUGUAGUGGGCCAGGUGUGGUUCAGCAUUGAGAAGAGAUCGCUGUUCCUGUGUAAUGGCACUACAUGGAUCACCAUGCUACAUGAGAAAGAGAAGUUGGAUUAUGUUGAAGAUCAUCAGGAUCUCUUCACAGACUCGGAGACAUUUGAUAUUGAGGUUUUUCAUCUCCCGUCUCUUGGUGUGUUCAUCGCUACGGCGAAUCGUGACUCCAGCCAAGGUUCGGUCAUUUAUAGGUGGACCAAUGGCAGAUUCGAGCGAUUUCAGAACAUCAACACAUAUGAUGCACAAGCAUGGAAAUUCUUCACUGUAGGAAAAAAGAGGUUCUUGGUCGUAGCAAACUCCAGAAGAAUUGAUGGUAAAAAAUUUGAGCUCUCAGUGAUUUAUAAAUGGAGAAUGAAGAAGCAGCGCUUUGUCGAGUAUCAGAAGAUUCAAACGCACAGUGCUCGUGACUGGGAGGCCUUCUGUAUCCAAGACGACAACUUCCUCGCUGUGGCGAAUCACAGAGAAGGUGAGAUGAACCACAACAUAGACAGCGUGAUCUACAGGUGGAACCGACAGACCAGGAAGUUCGAGAUUAAUCAGACCAUCUCAACAUCUGGAGCCUAUGACUGGGAGUUCUUUACCAUCGGACCGUACCACUUCCUGGUGGUAGCCAACACGUUUAAUGGCAAAUCCACUGACAUUAGCUCCACCAUCUACAUCUGGAUAGGGGGAAAGUUCCAGCCAUUCCAGUACAUCACGACAUUUGGAGCAAUUGAUUGGGAGAUGUUUCAGAUUGAUAACAGGUUCUUUCUGGCUGUAGCGAACUCUCAGAAACUCAGUGACUCCAGCACAGUUCUCUACAACAUCAACUCCACCAUCUAUGAACUUAACAUGACCUCACAGAGUUUCAUUAAGUUCCAGGAUAUAGCAACAAGCAGUGCUUUAGAUUGGGAAUUCUUCACUGUGGGUGACGAUAAGUUCCUCGUGGUGGCAAACUCAUAUGAUGGAGCUUCAUACUCAUUAAACAGUGUUAUAUAUAGGUGGCAGGGUUAUGAAGGAUUUGUGCCUGUGCACAGACUGAACACACACGGAUGCAGAGAUUGGGAAUUCUUCACUUCCUCUGAUGGAUCUUACCUCAUUUCCUCCAGCGCCAGAGCUCCGUACUCCAAAGUGCUCAAACUGAAAACCUACUUCCAGCGUUGAGUCCUCAAAUCCACAACAUCAGGACAAACAAAUCAUUCACAGCACAGCAUAUAUACAGCAUUAUAUCAUGUCCUGCUUCCAACACUGACCUGUGUG
Messenger RNA from Ictalurus furcatus (blue catfish), 3277 nucleotides. RefSeq names its product thrombospondin-type laminin G domain and EAR repeats b (gene tspearb). Gene Ontology annotation, biological process: signal transduction. The coding region runs from base 1166 to 3181 and encodes 671 amino acids. The transcript has 12 exons. NCBI's taxonomy places the organism in Eukaryota, Metazoa, Chordata, Actinopteri, Siluriformes, Ictaluridae. The record is from RefSeq and is a predicted model, not a curated record.